Molecule: messenger RNA, 1228 nt
Organism: Hippopotamus amphibius kiboko
Lineage: Eukaryota; Metazoa; Chordata; Mammalia; Artiodactyla; Hippopotamidae
Gene: C1H1orf210
Product: chromosome 1 C1orf210 homolog
Exons: 4
Coding region: 255-596 (113 amino acids)
Source: RefSeq, a predicted model, not a curated record
CUGCAGCUCUGGCCCGCCCACCUGGCCGGGUCCUGCCGGCUCUAACCGGAAGCUCCUCCGCGGACUGUGCACAGUUCCAGCAGGUGCUUUCCUAGCUUGGACACACAGGUCCUCCUCUGAUUCAGAUACCUCCAGUCCCAGCUCUUCCUCCUCCAGGACUCUGUGCCCCAGGGCUGCCUGGCAUCUGGGAGUCUCCUUAGAGCCAGGGCUCUUCUGGCAGAGGCUGAGGCUCAGCAGUGUCUUCUGGCCCCUCAAUGAGUGAGGCAAACCGAACCAUUGUGGGGCCCUCGGAGCUCCCCACAGCAUCAGCUGUGUCCCCUGGACCGGGCAGUGGGGCCCGGGCAUGGCCGGUGCUGGUGGGGGUUGUGCUGGGGGCUGUGGUCCUCUCUCUCCUCAUCGCACUUGCUGCCAAAUGCCACCUCUGCCGCAAAUACCGUGCCAGCUACCAGCACCGCCCGCUGUCUGGGACAGGGAAAGGGGUCCGCCCCGCGGUGGGUGAGGAUGAGGAUGACGAUGGCUUCAUCGAGGACAAUUACAUUCAGCCUGGGGUUGGUGGGCUGGGGACAGAGGGAAGUAGGGACCACUUCUCCCUCUGAGCCCCCAUCUUUGGACCCCCCCACCCCCAACCCUAUACCUGACAGCUUAAGGAUAGCAGAUACUUCGUGGGAACCACAAGCCUCAGGGACUUGGUGGCUAGGGCUUAAGAGCUGACCAGGGAUCCCUUCCUUGACACUAGCCACCAAAGUGACCAUGACCCUCUUUUGCUCAGUAACCCUCGAUGGCUUCCUGCUGUUCAUGGGAUAAAGCCUACCAAGGGCCUGGCUAUGAAAUCAGGCCUCUGUCAGCCUUUGGUUUCCUUUCUUGCCUUUGCCUACUUUACUCUCUACUUAACUAAUUAUUUCUUAUUCCUUCCCUGCCUACCAUGCUCUUUCUCCAUGGACCUUUGCUCACACCCUUCCCUUGUCCCACUGCCCUUCUCUUCUCCCAAAUCCUUUGUGACAGUGAUGAAAAUCCCCGGCCAGUAGACCCCAUGUGGCCUGCCUAUUCGCCAGCAUUUCAGACGUGCCCAGAUGAUAACAUCUUAGCAGUUGACAAUGAGUGUGCCAAGUUUCUUACUGAGAUUUUUUUUCCUAUCAAUAAAGUGGGUAAUCUAAAUAGUUAUAUUAUGUUUUUCACAUAUAUUAAUAAAUCUAUUUUCAUUUUAAAUAAAAAUAAAAAGAUGCUCAUU